This is a messenger RNA of Acromyrmex echinatior (Panamanian leafcutter ant), 788 nucleotides long. RefSeq lists its product as uncharacterized. Lineage: Eukaryota; Metazoa; Arthropoda; Insecta; Hymenoptera; Formicidae. The record is from RefSeq and is a predicted model, not a curated record.
AUAUGGAUGCUAUUAGACAUUCGGGAUAUACAGAUUUUGAAUGGGCAGUAGAAUUAAAUCGCUAUAGCCUGGAAUUUAUCGGACUUUGGCCAAAAAUGAAAGAAACGACGCAAGAAAAAUUAAUGUCUAAUGUACGAGUGUUACUGUUAAUAAUUAUGGUAACUUUUUUUGGUGUAAUUCCCUGCAUACAUUCUUUGAUAAGAGUUUGGGGCGAUUUAAUGUCGAUGACAGACAAUUUACAAUUCACUUUACCUUUAGUGUCGAUGAUAAUGAAGCUCAUCGUCAUGUGGAGCAAAAAAGCUGCUCUUGCGCCACUCUUGUACAUGAUUGCUAAAGAUUGGCUAAAAUUGAAGUCUGACGAAGAACGGAAGAUCAUGAUAAGAUGCGCACGGAUUCCUCGCAUGAUCAUAAUCUGCGGAUUUAUCAUAAUGUUUGCGUCGUUUAUUUUAUUAUUUAUUCUUCCGUGCUUCGGAAUUACCAUGCGAUACAUAACAAACGUGACCGAUCCGGGCAAACCAUUGCCCCUGCAGACAUAUUAUUUCUAUGACACAGAUACAAGUCCAUACUUUGAACUUACAUUCGUCGCACAAGGUGUUACUCUCAUGGUGUCUGCCAUGGGUUAUACAGCGAUUGACAGUCUCUUUGGAUUGCUGAUUUUCCAUGUCUGCGGUCAAUUAAAGAAUCUUAAGGGUCGUUUAAUGAUAGGUUCUGAAAAACAAUCAAAUUUUGAUCAUGUUUUAGCAGACGCCAUAAUGGAUCAUGUACGCCUUAUCAGGUUUCGUACAUGA